This is a messenger RNA of Homarus americanus (American lobster), 4997 nucleotides long. RefSeq lists its product as uncharacterized. The transcript is spliced from 15 exons. Bases 131 to 3454 code for a protein of 1107 amino acids. The record is from RefSeq and is a predicted model, not a curated record. Lineage: Eukaryota; Metazoa; Arthropoda; Malacostraca; Decapoda; Nephropidae.
CCCUGCCGGCUACCAUUGCCCGCUCCUAACCACAAGAGUGUGGUUGUGUUGCUGCCAGCCAAGCCGUUGCCACGUCAAGAACUAAAGCUGCCCACUCUCAGCUCUCUACCAGAGUUUCUAAUGACCAACCAUGGGGACGCCUCAGCAGCCCCCAGGAUCAUCUUCACAACAAACAACAACAGCGUUUGACGAGGAGGAGACAUGUUCACUCCGCCUUAUCAAGAUGACAGACAGAUCUGGCCAACCCGCUAUGCUGACGGUGUACAAACUAUCAGCUCAAAAGGCGGGGAAGCCCAAUUAUAUGAAGCUUUCCGAGUUCCUGAAGAACAAAAAACAGUUCACCGACGAACUAUUGGAGUAUAAGUUCGACACUAUCCAACGUGAGAAGAUUGAGGGUGACCCUGAUGGCAAAUCUUACGACAUUUCGCUACUUUUCCAGGCCAUCGCUUUGGUGCGUGGCAGUGUUUCUCUUGGAGCAAAACUAAAAUUCAUGGACCUGCACGAUGACCUUCAUGAAAAACUCCAAGCGGUAAAAAAUUUCAGGAAUAACUUGAUGCACUCACGACUAGGUGUGAGUAACAAUCAUUUUGUGGAAAAGACAGAGGAACUGAGAACAUUGCUGACAGAGCUUCUUGAGGCAGCAAAAGCUGUUUAUGAUAUUGACGACCGCGAUUUUGACCAAAUGGUUAGGAACAUGAAUGACCAACUCAACGACACCAGGGACAAACCACUGACGGAUGAUGACAUCACCAGAUACAGUGCUCCCCACAUCUUUACAUACCUGGAAAACCUUCUGCUUACCAGUGGUAAACCAGAGUUGUUAGAGAUGCUCAAGAGACGGAGACACCUCAGUCCUAUGUCGUUUAUUGAAGACAUAGAGUUUUCCCUUGAUGUUGACAAUGUGUUUACACACAUUCGUAUGAAGGAGAGUGGGCCUCUCACUUUGGACAGAGAUAUAAGAUAUGAACAAAUAUUAGAACUUGUCCACAACGUAGACGAAAGCUUCACCAAUGUUGCUAGAAUUAUUCUUAUUGAAGGGCCUGCCGGAGUUGGUAAGACGACAUUCUUGUUAAAGUUACUAAGUGAUUGGCAGGACGGCAAGAACACCAUAGUAGGUCUUACUGACUACCAGCUGCUCUUCUACACUGAAUGUAGAAAUCCUCACAUUAGUUCUCUUAAGCAGCUCCUCCAGUCACAGAUGCCAAACACCGCUAAGAAGUAUCGAGGUGAGGACAUGGUCAAAUAUGUCCAGGAGUUGAGGCUCCUCGUACUUGUGGAUGGUCUCGACGAAUUAAAUGAAGCUUCAAGAAAGUUGUUCAGCGAAAUACUGUCUAUGAAAGCUACGUGUAACGCUACUAUAGUCUGUACUACAAGGCCAGAGAUGGUGGACGAUUUCUGCAAGACUAUUCCAAAGCACAUGAAACCUGUCUUUUUAGAACUAGUUGGUAUUUCUGACAAUAGUCGCACAGAGUUCGCUGCCAAGUACCAUGACGAGCUGGUAAAAGUUAACAAGAGUACACAGAGUACACAAGAGCUGAAAGAGUACUUGCAAAGUGUACCAAGUAAUAUUCAAGAGCACCUAAGACUGCCCCUGAAUCUGAUAUUCUUUACUUUCAUAUGGGCCACAGAUCCAACUAUAGUGAACAAUAUGACAACGGCCACACAACUGUACAUUAAAAUACAAGAAAUGACAACAGAAAAAUUGAUUGAACGACUGAAAUGCAAUGCAGAUACUCAGCAUUUACCUGUGAAGGACCUGGAAAGAAAAACUCAAAUAUUCUUUCGAAAGUUAUGUCGAGAAUCACUUGUAAGCCUAAAAGAUGAUUCCAUAAUACUGACACAAGGGGUGACAGACAACCUUAAGCAGACAUCUGAUACUGUUGGCCUUCCGCUCGAGGAAGUUAUUGGCGCCUUCCUCAUCCAGACGAACACUUGGUCAACACUUGGAACCAGGUCUUACCUCAGUUUCCCUCACAAGGGAGUUCAGGAUUUCUACAGCGCCUUGUACAUAAGAGACACACUUCAGGGAAACAACGUAAACUUUGACGUAUGUAAAAUGGUACAUGAUGUUCAAGACUCCGUGAGUUCAUAUCAAAUUCCUUCCUCAUUAAGUCAAGACAUUAUGGAAGAGUUUAGCAAUAUUCUGUCAGAAAGAUUGACACUUAAAGGCACCUGUACCAUCAAGAAGGUCCUGGAAGAGAUACACAAGGAUGACCCGUCGUCACUGACUCUGAGGAAAUAUCAAAACGUCCUUAUUCAUCUAGCUGGUGUAUUGUGCACUGAGGGAAAAAUGGAAACGGAAGACACAGCCGAGGAACUGGUAGUCCUUCUUAAGGAUGCAGGUGUGAAAAGCGAGAGUCAGUGGCUGGAACUGAUAAAUGGCGUGAAGUGUAACGCUACCUUGUGUAAGUACAUCGCUGAACACAUAACAUCAUUGGUGACCGGUGACAUAAGGAUCAGAGAUAACAGUGUGUCAGCCUUCACCGCACUACUCCCUCAUGCUCGGCCAGACAACAUAAUCGUGAGGAUUAAAGGCAACCAAAACAACAUUCCCCACUUUGAUGACAUGAUGAAGAUGCUGGCUGCGUGUAACAACUGUGACAUACAUAUAUAUUUGGAUCAUAACUUCCGGCACCCUGAGACCUCCAGCCCCUCUCUUGACGCAGCACUCCAACUUGUCUUUAAACGGUGUCGGGUGAGACAGUUCAAGGGACAACUGAGUGGUGCUGCUGUUAAGAUGCUGCCAGACACGCUGCUGGGCCUCCACCUGGUGAUAACUGGCAAAGAUCCCGACCUGGCCCCAGCGCUGUCCUCUCUGUGGCGAUCUGUACGGCUUGGACUGCAUGUGCCCGCGGGGGUUACUCCAGCACUACUGCCUCGCCAGCUGCCAAACAUUAUAUGUGGUCUUGACUUGUUCCUCUCCGGGAUUGAUACUGAUCACAUAGACUGGGCAGCCCAGGUGGCUCAACAACUACAGCCAGAAAACAUGCAAUUGGGUUACCUGGUGUUACCUGGGAGUCACCUGAGUGACCAAGAUCUUCAGGUUUUGGCCAACCAGCUGAAGCGUCUUGACGUGCUGGUGGGUGACGGUGUUUAUGUAACGGGAGACAAACAUCAGGCCUUCGCUCUGUCUGGUUACACCGUCCAUAGAAUGAAGAAAGAAGACAUAUGGCGUUGGGGAGAGAGAAAGGGUGAAGCGGAUUUUGCCUUACGGAUACAGAGAGAGCAGGAAGCUGCCGAACAGAGACGGAGAGAGCAGGAAGCUGCCGAACAGAGACGGAGAGAGCAGGAAGCUGCCAAACAGAGACGGAGAGAGCAGGAAGCUGCCGAACAGAGACGGAGAGACAGAGACGAAGUAGUGCAAAUUGUAAGUUUACUCGGUUCACUCCUUCAGGACCCAGACGUAGUCAAUCGGGAAUAUGACUUAAUUGAGAACCAGUGCAGCAUCAGUUGAGGAGAAAGCUACACAGAUCUACUUUAUCUUGAUGAUGACGACGAGCAGCAGGUGACGAGAGUGAGGCUACACUUUACCUGUUGGUCAGGGGCGGCACGCCUCUGUACCCCCCUCCCCCCUCCCCCACCCCUUCUCCUCCCCCUCCUCCACCCCUUCUCCUGCCUCCCCUCCCCCCUUUGUUUUGGUUGUCUCUACACAAUCUUUUUGAAUACAAUAGAAAAUACUUAUGUUUCUAUCCAUAUUCUGAUUUGUUUCUUGUUUUUUGUUUAAGAAAUUUGUGAGUUUGGAUUAAUCUUUUGCCACAUUAGUUUUUCAAGAUAAAAUAAUAUAACCUUAUGAAAUACUUUGUCUUUCAUUGGGUUUAUUUUCAACACACUGCACAGCCGUAACUAUGAGUGAGCCCAUUCAUUAAAUUCAUGAACAAUUUCCUCUGUAAUGUUUAAUUAAAAUGAUAUGUAAAAAAAUGGUACGUAUCCUGAGUUACUCUUUCAUAAUAAUAUUCUUCACUCUAAUGAUAAAAACUACUGCAUCUUUAUGAUUAUAUUUCUUUAUUUACUCAUUUUUAUAUCGCUGCGCCAUGUGAGUCGAUGACGAUGAGUUAGAGGACCGAGAUCUUCAGCCCCUAAACCAACAACAGUCACAGAUAUUGACUGAGGCAACAGUAACUGAAUGCAGCUUAGAUCUGUGGCUUAACUAACUCAACACGGCUAGGGUAGCUACUUUUGUGUGGGGAUAUUUAAUAUUAGGGUGAUAAAAGGGGAGCAAAGGUGUGACUAUUGGGGAAGGCUGGAGGCCACAUUAAAAAAAAAGUAGUAGUAGUAGAAAUAAUAAUAGUAAUAGUAGUAGUAGUAGUAGUAGCAACAGUAAUAGUAAUAGUAGUAGUAGUAGUAGUAGUAGGAUUGUUUUUGUUUCCCCAAACAUACAAGACAGACAGUACAAAUAUUAAGAUAUAAACAUCUUUUAAGAGCCAUAUGUUAAUGCUCCUAGUUGCUGUAUAUAGCAGGUAGACAAUUUCAAGUAAUGUAUAUAGAUUAAAUUGAUCUGCUUGUGUUGUAAAGAUGUUCUCGUGUGUCUUAAAAAUGGUGUUAGUAUUAUUAACUUGAGGACAUUAAGGUAUUGAAGUUUGAGACAAAUAAUGAUGUAAAUAUUUGUAUACUGUUAUAUACUAUUAUAUUCUGACCACUGUUAUAUAUGUUAUAUUUUAAUAUAUUAUGUAAUUUUGAGCUUCAGUCUUCAAAAGGUUCUGUAUAUAAGAAAUCAAUCUGUUAACUCAUAACAAUUUAUUCACUUACAUUAAUGAAUUAUAAUAUUCACUAUGUAUAAUAUUAAAAGGAUGUGUUUGUCUGUCUGCUCCACCCGGGGUUAUUAUUUUUUCUAAAUAAACAAAAUUAUUUAUUCGAUUUUAAUGUUGUUGUUUUUUACUCAAAAGUGUAAAAAUUUCAGUAAGAUUUCCUCUUGUUUGCUGAGAACUGUUCCCAGUAAUAAAAUUAAAAAGUAAUUAAUGGAUAAAUAUCAUAAUGAAAUAAAUAAUUACUGAAUCAUC